UUCUAAUUAAAGACAAAUUCUUAUGUUACAGGACUUGGAAUGAAAGUACCCAGAAUCCCCGACGAUGCUUUAGAAUAUGGCGAAGGAAACCUCAUGACAACUACACAAAUGAUGAGAUAUAUGGGAAUCGGAAAUUUUACCGGUGUUCCAGGUAUGACCCUUCCAGUUGGUUACGAUGACCAAGGUCUUCCGAUUGCCCUGCAGAUAAUGAGUUCGUGGUGGAACGAACAUACCAUGUUACGUGUGGCGCAUGCUGCAGAGGGCUUUGUAACCAAAAGGAAACCACAGGUGCAUUACAGCCUGCUGGAGUGAUUGACACCAACGAUGCCGACUUUUCAACUUUUUCUUUCGAAGCACUGACCUGUGCGCGAACCUUUCGUCCAGAGAAAUGAGGGUUCCCCAUACCCUUUGAAAUACUCAGUCACGUAAAAAUAUUUGAUCUUUUCACGCUUCUUGAAUAAUAUUCAAAUUUCGUUCAUGUUCACGCAAAAUUUGAACAUUCUUGAAUCGAUAUUUUUACUUUUUUGUAGUCUUGACCAGUCAUUAAGUGAAAAAUAUGAUAUGAUGACUUAUCUUAUUUGUUCAUGGACCAUUAGUUGUUUGUUUUAUGACAUUUCUCGAUCCAUAUGAAGUCUAAGUCCUGUCAAAACCCUGGACAAAACCUUAACACAGCUGUUCGCGAGCAGUACGUUCAUUUUUAAAACAAUUAAAUAGCCGGGAAUUCAUCGCGGAAAUCAAAAUGGUUCACGAACCACGGUUAAUUCAGCUCUUCAUUCACGAGUCACGUUUAAAUAAAAAAAAUUAGUUCACGUGGACAUGAAAAGAUCUUAUCAUUUUUAAUCACAAUUCACGAGAGAAAAAAUUGCUUAAUCACGCCUCGCGUAAUAAUUAUAGGGGACCCUCAGUAAUUGUGUGACCAUGUCCUGUUUCUGUCCUUAGUGAACCUGGGGAUGUAACUAAUCAAAAAAAUUCUGCAAUAUGUUAAGGGAAUAUAUAUCAAUAAAACAAUUGAACCAUU
Messenger RNA from Stylophora pistillata, 1018 nucleotides. RefSeq lists its product as uncharacterized. The record is from RefSeq and is a predicted model, not a curated record. Lineage: Eukaryota; Metazoa; Cnidaria; Anthozoa; Scleractinia; Pocilloporidae. Gene Ontology annotation, molecular function: catalytic activity.